Paramacrobiotus metropolitanus is the source of this 2165-nucleotide messenger RNA. RefSeq names its product tubulin--tyrosine ligase-like protein 12. Gene Ontology annotation, biological process: protein modification process. The record is from RefSeq and is a predicted model, not a curated record. The coding region runs from base 157 to 2040 and encodes 627 amino acids. The transcript has 8 exons. Lineage: Eukaryota; Metazoa; Tardigrada; Eutardigrada; Parachela; Macrobiotidae.
CAAGCCGCGGCCGGAUCCACUAUGUACAAAUAAUUUUUUUGCUUUUCGCCUUAUUAUUUUUCAAAAUUCUGCAUAUCAGCAGUUAUUUAGGCGUGUCUUUUUCGUAUGUUCCUGUGGGAAGCGAAGAUCACUUAACUGCACGCACUUGUUGUCGGGAUGGCCGAGCAGGAGACUGAAUUUGCGGAUAUGAUAGCAGCUCACGCACCACAGCUGCGAAAUUCCGGAGUACAUCCGAUAUUUUGGACAACGCUAUUCCGGAAACUGCGAGAUGAAGUGUGGGACCUUGCAAGCACGGUUGUUCUGAAUCGUGUGAUUGCAGUGGAUCCGGAGACAGAAAAAGAGACCAACCCUUCGUCUCCUCGUGUCUAUCUGGCGGAAAAUGCGCUGCCAUUGCACCCGGAUAGGCCGGAGCAUAUUUAUCUUAUUGAUCACGCUUGGACUUUCGAUUUAACUUCGGCGCGAAAUAUGCUGGUAGCCUACCCGAGCCUGCUGAAUCGCAUGUGCGAUAUCGUCGAUGUACCGGCGAAUGCGGCUGAAAGUUCAGAUGAAUUGGUUGACGAUGUUUUGCGACUAAUGUGGAAGUAUAUUAAUACUUACAGCUUCAACAGCGCUAGCUUAGAUGUUGAACAAAAAUUACCCAAGUGGUACAUGAUGGACGAAAUUGGAUCCCGUCUUCGUCAUUCUGAUUCUCCGAAUUGUCGAAUUGUUCCAUUCUAUUUCAUCCCUCAAGAUAUCACGUAUUCUCUGCUGUUUCCGAUCAAAAUUAUACCGCCAGGAGAGGAAUUGACACGCAAUUUUGUGGAGAAUAUCCGUUUCCCGGAUCCCUUGACGCGGCAGUGCCGGCUUUUACCAUGGGUGGAUUUUGCCUUGCCCAGUGUUGGGUUUUCACCCCGUGAUGUAGCAGCCGAUUAUUUUUCGAGCAGUAAAUUGCUGGAUACUCUACCAGUUCCUUUGGCACUGUCCGGUCCUAAAUUAUUAGAAGAGAAAGGACAUUUGAAUGUUUAUGCGGAAUACGAGGUCCUUGCGGAUAGUUUGACGGAUUCGCGGUUUAGGAUUGUCAAAGAACAGGCAGAUGCUGACAUUCUGUGGUAUAACCGCCAUUUUAAUGAUUUCCGGGGGUUAAGCAUGGAAUUCCCGGAUAAAUUUGUAAACCAGUUUCCAUACGAAAGUGUUGUAACAGUGAAAGACUUGUUGGCCAUUGUUUGCCGGCGAGCUAGCGAGGGAAAGCGCUUGGUGAAUCCAGACACACUGCAAGUUUCUCCACAGUGGCUACCGGCAACCUAUAAUUUGGAUACCGAUUUGCCAAAUUUUGUUGCGUAUUUUCGGGCGCGAGAAGAGCGCGGUUUGGAUAAUUUUUGGAUUUGUAAACCUUGGAAUCUGGCAAGAUCUUUGGAUAUCACUAUUUCUGAUGAACUGGAUUGUAUUGUGCGUUUACCGGAAACUGGACCAAAACUGUGUUGCAAAUACAUUGAGAAUCCCGUUUUAUUUCAACGGGACGACAUUCCGGAAGGCCCUGUCAAAUUUGAUUUACGUUUUAUUGCUAUCGUGAAAAGUGUCUCUCCUUUAUCAGUGGCAGUGUAUAAGCGGUUUUGGCUCCGGUUUGCAAAUAAACCGUUUGCCUUGGAUGAAUUUGAGGUGUACGACAAGCACUUCACAGUAAUGAAUUACGGACAGGGAGUCAUCCACCAGAUGUUCUGUGAUCGUUUUAUUGAGAAAUUCGAAAAGCAGCAUCCAGAACAAUCGUGGAAUUGUGUUGAGAAAGAUUUAUAUGGAGUUGUGCGGGAAGUAUUUAAAGCGGCUGCAAGCCGAGAUCCACCGGAAGGUUUUGGACAUUCUGUGCAGUCCAGGGCCGUAUAUGGGUUAGACUUCAUGUUGGCAUGGAAGGAAGAUAACGGUAGGAAAUCCGUCCAACCAAUGCUUUUGGAAAUUAAUUACUCCCCGGAUUGCAAACGAGCUUGUGAUUAUUAUCCCGGAUUUUAUAAUGAGAUUUUCAGUUACAUGUUUUUGGAUGAGGUACAAGAUACUAUCGCCGAACUGUAGUCUGUUAUUUUAACUGUCAGUGGUAGCAGUUCUCUAGUUUUAGUUGUCUACUGACUUAUGACUUGAUAACGGAGAAUUGGUUUUUUACUGUGAUUUCCAUGUUGAAAAUGAAAUCCUCUGUUUUG